This is a messenger RNA of Condylostylus longicornis, 1160 nucleotides long. RefSeq names its product probable myosin light chain kinase DDB_G0284661. The annotation marks the transcript as partial. Gene Ontology annotation, cellular component: extracellular matrix. The transcript is spliced from 2 exons. The record is from RefSeq and is a predicted model, not a curated record. NCBI's taxonomy places the organism in Eukaryota, Metazoa, Arthropoda, Insecta, Diptera, Dolichopodidae.
CAUCCAGGAGCAGAAAUUUUAUCCGUUCAACCCAUUACAUCACAUUUUAUUAAAUCAUCAACAUUUGCACCUGAUGAUAAUAAAGAUUUUGAUUUAAAUCCACGAUAUAGUUUUUCAUAUGAUAUCAAAGACAUAAAAACUGGUGAUGAUAAACAACAAGAAGAAAAACUUUCAGAGGGUAAUGUACAAGGAAAGUAUUCUUUGGUUGAACCAGAUGGCACAAGACGAACAGUUUCAUAUACAGCCAAUGAUUUAAAUGGAUUUAAUGCAAUUAUUUCAAAAGAAUCACCAUUCAAUCAAAAUAUUAUAUAUGAAAGUCAAAAAUUCUUAAAUAUUGAUUUCAAUAGAAAAGAUAAUCAAAAUCUUGAAGAAUUUCAAAAACAACUUGCAAAACAUCAAAUUGAAAUAGAAGAGGAACAACGACGACAACAAGAAGAAUUUCGUAAAUCCAUUAUACAACAGAAGGAGCAAUUGACAAAAGAACAAUUGAAACAAACACUUAUUGAACAACAAGAAAAAUUGACAGCAGAGAAAGAACAACAAAGAAAAUUAGAACAACUUGUUUUAUCACAAAGAUCUUCCAUAUUGAAUCAUGCAAUCCAUUCGACAAUAAUUCACCACAAUACACCAUCAUUAGAAGUUAAUUCAUCUCCCAUUUUAACAACAAAUCAACAUUUUUCUACUUUACAAACACAUCCAGGUUUUAUUAAAAGUUUUGGAUCUUCUAAAACAACACAAAUAUUGUCAUCACAUCCAACUACACUACUCCAAAGACAAUAUUUUUCUUCACCAUCUGUUGAAUACGCAUCAAAAAUUAAUUUACAUACAACCGGCUUAAAUAGUCAAAAAUAUCAUAAGUUAAGUGAAGCUAUUAAUAUUACUAUUGGUGAUAAUUUAUCAAAUGAACAGCAUAGUAAAUAUGAAGAUCGUAAUUAUAACAUUAAUGAUUCAAAUGAUAACAGUGAAACAGAUGAUGAAGGUAGGUAUGAUCAGAAUAGUGAUGAAAAUGAAUAUAAUAGAAAUGAUUAUGGAAGUGAUCAAAGAUCCAAAGAAAUAACAAAUGGAUUGAAUUAUAAUGAAAGAGAAUUAAUGGUAAAUGCAAAUGGUGACGAUGACUCAAAGUAAUUGAUAAUGAAUAAAUGAAUUAAAAUUAAUAAUGA